This is a messenger RNA of Acanthaster planci (crown-of-thorns starfish), 5535 nucleotides long. RefSeq names its product ras-related protein Rap-1A-like. Lineage: Eukaryota; Metazoa; Echinodermata; Asteroidea; Valvatida; Acanthasteridae. The record is from RefSeq and is a predicted model, not a curated record.
UUAGAACAGUUGCAUUUUAUAAAUGUGACGUCACGAUCAAAGACCAACAGACCAGACCUCGCCCAACGCGUCGAUCGGGACAGAGAUUGUUGCAAGUUUUGACAGGUGCAUAAAUAUCAGCCAUGCGUGAAUACAAGCUUGUUGUCUUGGGAUCAGGUGGUGUUGGCAAGAGUGCCUUGACAGUACAGUUUGUUCAAGGAAUCUUUGUCGAGAAAUAUGAUCCUACCAUCGAAGACAGCUACAGAAAGCAAGUGGAGGAAAAUGGCUUAUCAUGUAUGUUGGAAAUUCUGGAUACGGCAGGAACAGAACAAUUCACAGCCAUGCGAGACCUGUACAUGAAGAACGGUCAAGGGUUUGUCCUGGUCUACUCUAUCACAGCUCAGUCCACAUUUAAUGAUCUGCUGGACUUAAGAGAACAGAUCUUACGAGUUAAAGACACAGACAAUGUGCCCAUGGUACUGGUGGGGAAUAAAUGUGAUCUUGAAGAUGAGAGAGUAGUUGGCAAGGACCAAGGAGUAAACCUAGCCAGGCAGUUUGGAAACUGCACAUUUUUGGAGACAUCGGCCAAAGCCAAGAUCAACGUGGACGAGAUUUUCCAUGACCUGGUGCGGCAAAUCAACCGUCAGACACCUGAUCCAAGACGGAAGCCCAAGCAGAAGAAGUCAGGUUCAGGGAAAUCCUGCGUAUUGCUGUGAGGGGGACCCUGGUGCUGUUAAAAGGGGGAGUGCACGCUUAAAUAGGGGGAUUUUUGGCAUGGUAGAACGUGCUUCAAUACUGGCUCCAUUCUCAACUCAUGUUUGUCAUGCCUCGGUGCUGUUCAUCCUAGUCAUCCGUCAAGUAUUUUCAACCAUUUGACUGUUUGUAUGUUCAGUGGGAUUGGCAGGAAAGCACACUUUCUACAGAGAAAGCUUGGAACCAAGGAUUUGUGAGAUGUGACCGUACAGGUGCAUGUGUACUUGAGCUUUGUAUCCUAUAGCAGUGUAUGCGCAUAAUGUUCUUUGUCCCAUCGGCUUCAGUUCUAGCAGACCCUGAUAUCAUCAUCAUCAUGAAGCAAAUUAUGAAUGUUGUCAUUCACAGCAUGUGUUGGGGGUCAACAGAGGAAUCAAAUUUUAUGGUGUACAUUUUUAAAAAUUUAUUUGGAAUAAGGUAUCGUUUAUUUUCAUUUGUCCACAAAUGAGUAAAGGUAGGCUCAUGGUGUUUUGAAUUAGCAGUCAGCUUUUUAUGGAGUUAUUUGGAGGGAUUUGAUCAGUGGUUAAAGAGGAUGUUUUGUGUGUUUGUACCUGAUCAAAGUUGAUUGAACCUUACAGGAAAUCAGUUGUGGGUUUCAUUAUUUUUUCCAGUCCAUCUACACAUAUUUCCCGUUACAAACACAUGCCGGUACUGGGGUUACCCUUAACCACUUUCAUUUCUCAUCUCUGUUUUGGAAGUGUGCUGUUCUUUCCCGGUGUUCAUGUCUAAGCAUACCUGUACAACCACUUUUGUAUAAGACUGGCAUGUAGUCUGGUGCCACCAGUAGUCUUGAAGCUAGACCUCUGUAACACAUGCAUAACAUAAAACUGGGAAUAGGGCCUGCUGGAAACACAGGAAUUGAAUGUUGAAUAGUGUCAUGUCUGCUGCCUGACGUUAUUAGACCACUUUAUUGUAGAUGAGCCAUAAGGAACCAGGCAUUUGUUGGCUUAAUAAGGGAUGAUCAGUUUAUUAUGAUGUAAAUGAACUUGAACUCAAAAUUGUGAAUACCACACAGUUGUGCCAACAAAGUGCUAUUUUUUCAACUUAAAUACUGACGAAAAUAACUCUUACUAUGUCUGAUAAUGACGACCCUAAUAGUGGUCAGAAAGUGGUAGUCUCAUUGCAAAAUUAUUUUGUUGCCUGGGACCACUUUGUCAAGUUUAUUAUUUCAUGAAAUUUUCGCUUCUUAAAUUUGUAUGCUUGGCAAAAUUCAACUGAGAAAAAGCCAAUUAUUGUAUUUUACCUGUUACUGAGGCCGAUAAGCUCAUUAAAAUAAUCCCAUGUACGCAGAGCAGUUUGAACAUGAUACAACAUUCAAGUGGCCAUGGCGCUACCGGCUUGUCUUUUUGUAAAUGGCAAGUAAUGGACAGUAAAACGUGACCUGCCAAUGCUUUGCAGUCCAAGUUGCCUUUCUUGUUGUUUCUAAAAGAGAGUUUCCAGAAGAAGCCAUGUUGACGGUCAGUCUUAUUUUUUGUUCCUCCGUGGAGUAUGCAGAAGGGGAUCACAGGUGCUGUAGCUGAGAUCACCAGCAGGAAAAUUGGAAUAUAAUUAAUGGUAAAAUUAUCUGCACAGGUUUUCAUCAUUGCCUCGUUCUUUACAACAAAGCAUUUUGUUUCCUGUGUAAAGAAUCCUUGUUACCAGACCACAUUGUUCUGUUUCAUUCCCAAGAUUCUGGUAGAGUAAAGAAACUAGUGUUGAAAACAAAGCAAGUACCCUAGGGAUUUCUAUUUAUUGUGUGACCGUGCAGAGAUCCUUUGUGUUUAUUCUCAUGGUCGUUUUCAUAGCCUUUAGCCUAGUUUUGACAUAGAAACGUUUAUGUUCUGCACUUUAUCCCCUCAAACCCGUGGCAUAGUCAUCUGAAAUCUAGACUAGGUUUUCAUAGAUGCACUGUUCCCCAAAAUGAAAAGUUCUCCGAAAAGACUGAUGUUAGGUCUAAUUAUUCAAGCCGGAGUAUUUGCCAUUCUUCGUAUGCUGUUGUCUUUUCACAUACAAGUCUUUUUGAUAUGAACAUUGUAAUUCUAACCUUAAGUUAGACCCUAUUUACAUGAAUGUUGUGGAUAUGCAAGUGGAGUUUGCUUUUCUCUGAUGUUUCAUCCUUGUCAUUUUGAUUGGAACAGUUUGAUGCUCUUGGACUAUUUCUUCAUGGGAGAAUAUUUCAUCUUUCCUUCUGUGUUGGAUUUCUUCAACUAAGGGUUUUCCCAUAAUUUGAGUGGAUAACCCCUAUCAUUUUUUCGUUACAUUUAGCAUCAACAUAGCAACCAUUGUAUCAGAGAAAUCUAACAACCUGCAUUAAGAUGACACUUUAGUAUCUGGGGUGGGGAGGGAGCUUUGUUGUGACCCCUCAAGUUCUGAAAGGAAACUUCAGCUAAACUUUCCUGAAGAUGAUGCUUUUGAGGUGACGUUGCAAAAUGUUAUGCAAUAUAUAUAUACAUGUAAUACCUCUCUUCAACGGACCAAUGCAGGUAUUUUGAGUGAUAGAAAUAACCUUCCUUCCACUCUGCUAGCACCCAGUGCCCUGAGGUCAAAGGUGACUUAUCUCAUUGAAAAUACUGUAAAGGAAAUGCAAAGAAUUAUGGGUUGUUCUAGCAUAAGCAGUGUGUCUUGAAGAGUUGAUCUUGAGGUCACUAAAAGUUAACGAGUGAGAGGUCACUUAAACAGCCGUUGCCCUUGGAUUAUAAGGUAGAGGACGUUAGCUCCUAGUUAUUAGCACAUCCUUCACUAGUCUCAACUCUGCUAUCAUUGAGUAUUAGAUUCCGUUUUGCAGUUUUACUGCAGUUACAUAUUCUGGCACAUAUUUUAUUCCAUGUGUUCUGGUGUGUCUGUUUAUAGCUCGACUACUGAUGGGUGUGAUAUGACCUAUAUUUAUCCAUGGUGUAGCAGGAGAUUGUUAGUGAAGGCCGUUUAUGCAACGACAAUGAAGUUCAGAUUUUGCUCAUACCUUUAAUUGCAUCAGAUCACCCAUAUCUUGGUGGUUGGCUUCAAAUACACACCGCAAUACGGGUGAUUGCAAAGGUAACUGGACAUUUGAACACUAAACAGUUGGCACAGGCAAGUAGUGUAAACACAGGGCUCAUUGGCAAUGUAUUUGGAGAUUGUUGGGUUUUGGUUGGAGUAAUAUAACAGGUCAAGCAGUCAUGUCCAUAGAUACACUUCUACUCAAAAAGGAUGUAACAGCAGAUCUCCUUCACUAAGUUGUGCCGACUCGUAUUUUUCUGACCCAACAGUUGCAUUCAGCUUUUUGUUUCGGUAAUUUUAGCUUUGAUGUAGUUGAUGAAGGCAAAACAUUGAGUUGAGAAGCACUUGAGACAGGAAUCAUUCAAUGUUUAAAGUCUUACCUGGCAUGUAAUUGUCAAGAUAACUGCUCCCCUUGCAAAUGUAAUGCUUAGAAGUGAGUUUUAACAAAGGUAUGUUCUGUGGAACAAAUGUGGAAUUAAUUUUGCAACUGUAUCAGGCAUGAACCAGCGUUUACAGAUUAUCUGCUUUGAUGAAUGUUAAACUGUAAAUAAAUCAAAAGUCUUCUGUAAAAAUAAUAUUUUCUUUUCUUUUCCUUCAUUAUUCAGACCCUAUUUGAUUGUAGUAAUUUUUGUCAUGUAGUUGAUGUAUCACUUGCCCAUCUUGGUUUGUUUGUAAGAUGGAUGAAAUGAUACUAUUCAAUGCAAUGUCCGUGCUCUUGCUUCAGCAAAUUGUCUUAUAGCAAACAGUGUGUCUUCAUUUGACUCGUUUGAAAAAAGGGAUUGCCCAUUUACUUCAUUUAAAUGUAUUUAAUGUAAUAUACUACUCCAAAAUCUUGUUCUUGGGUCACAGCUAUUCUGUAGCCUUGUAAUACACAACAAAAUAGACUGAAAACUACUAAUAUUAGAGGUUUUUUAAAGUACAAAUAAGUUAAGAUUGAUGGAAAGUUGUCAUUUAAACUGGCAGGUGUAAUGUGUUCCUGAAGUCUUAUUGUUGACAAAAAGGUGGACAUCUGUAAAAAUGAAUAUGGUGUUUAACAAAGAUAAGGGUUUAUACCAAACCCAGUUCAUAGAUACUGCAUACAAAUACAUGUACAUAACUCCAGCUGCUUACGGGAGGCUCAGUGCCACUGUGGAGGGUUGAACGUGACUUGUUAAUUGAAAGUGAAAUGAUCUGUAUACCGUUCAGGGUUUGCACGGCUGCCAUCUUGCAGGCCAGUGCAUUUGUUUCACAGGCUAUGCACAAAGGCGGUUUCCCUAUGGAACAACAGAAGUGCCCUGCAAGAUGGCUACCAUGCAAAGCCCUCUAUACACCCAUGAAUGGUUUGCAUUGCAGUUCUAUGGAUGUGGUCACAGCAUCCUCCAUUUUUAACUGUCCAGUAGCAUAAGGAAUGGUUGUUUCUUUGUAAGCAUGCACAAUUUGAUUUCAGUGUCGUUCAUAAUACACUCAUUUACCAUUAUGUGAACGUACAUGUGCACUCCAACAUUUGUGAUUGCAAAACAUUGGUGCAUUAUCAGUGUACUGGCGGUAGGGCAUCGUUAGGUCAGGUGUUAAUCUCUCCUGCCUCGUGGGAAAAGUCUUAAAUUGUCAAACCCACAGAAAACAUCCAAGUAUGUUCCUUGUUUCUAUCGAAACCAUGACUUGGUUCUUUUCAUUGUGCAAUUGAAGGAGGCAUCCUCAGAUGACCUUUAACCUCUGACCUAACAAUGCCCUACAGUUGAAAAGUUUUCUGACUCCAGCCUUCAGUCUUUUUUAAGAAGUGAUUGUGGUUUAUAGGCUCAAUACAUUUUUACAAACUGUACACAUUUCAAUGAAUACCACAACAGCUUAACAAUAAAGUAGCAACUUCUACAG